CUCUCUAUAUAAAUCUAGAAGUUUGUGAGAGAGAGAGAGAGAGGUCUCCUAUUGAGUCUCUUUGUAUUGUUCUUUUAGCCUUCUAAGGUCUACUAUUGAGAGAGAGCUAGAGACAUCUAUUCAUCUUUGAAUUGGUUUUUGUUUUUGAUCUUCUUCAUCAAAAGAGAAAAAGAAGAAACAUGUUUGAGGAUCAACAAGGGAUGGCAGCUGCAGUCUCAACACAGAUGGGAUUUCUACCAUUUUCAAUGGCAUCAGCAGCUCCAAGCUUGAGCUUCAGCGAUAACAACAACAACAACAAUAAUUCUUCUUCAACUUCAUUGGAUUGUCACCAGUCUCUCAAAACCUUCUCUAUGCCUUCUUCACUUUCAUCUCAUCAUCUUCAUAAUCAUAAUAAUAAUAAUAAUAAUAAUCUCUCUGAAACCCUACUUUCUUCUUCUUCACCUCAAGCAACUGAUCAUUUUGGAAGCCCCCAACUCCUUUCAUUGCAAAGAUCAUCUGCAAAUCUCUGGGCGUAUGGAGAUGUAAACGAGUGCUACAACAGCAAGAGAAUGGCUCAAGAUCAUCAUUUGGGUGUCACCGCCAUGAAAAUGAAGAAAAUAAAAGCAAGAAGAAAGGUGAGAGAGCCAAGAUUUUGCUUCAAAACCAUGAGCGAAGUUGAUGUUCUUGAUGAUGGAUAUAAGUGGAGAAAAUAUGGCCAGAAAGUGGUAAAAAAUACUCAACACCCCAGGAGCUACUAUCGGUGUACGCAGGACAACUGCCGAGUAAAGAAGCGGGUGGAGAGAUUAGCGGAGGAUCCACGAAUGGUGAUAACAACCUACGAAGGAAGACACGUACAUUCCCCCUCACAUGAUCAAGAUGACUCUCAAUCGCCAUCGCAGCUCAAUAACUUUUUCUGGUAAAACAACAGUAAUGAGUGUAUAAUGUUUGAGAAGAAGCAAUGUAAUUUUCUCUGUUAGCUUUUCCUAGUUUUUUCUACUGCAACUGAAGAUGAUCAACAUAAAUAGCCCUGGAAGAUCUGGAAAAAUAACAGAGCUUUAUAUGAUUGUUUGUAGAUGGCUGUGUUAAUUUUUCUGGACCUUCUAUCAGGGCUCUCAUUUAUUAAAUAUGUCUUUGCAUGAA
This is a messenger RNA of Mangifera indica (mango), 1119 nucleotides long. RefSeq names its product probable WRKY transcription factor 13. Gene Ontology annotation, molecular function: sequence-specific DNA binding; DNA-binding transcription factor activity. Bases 180 to 899 code for a protein of 239 amino acids. The record is from RefSeq and is a predicted model, not a curated record. Gene Ontology annotation, biological process: regulation of DNA-templated transcription. The transcript is spliced from 3 exons. Lineage: Eukaryota; Viridiplantae; Streptophyta; Magnoliopsida; Sapindales; Anacardiaceae.